UUUGAGAAAAACAAUCGGGAGUGAACAGUGAAGCGAGCGAAGUGGAUAUCGUGUUCUCUGUGUUUGUGUGUUCCAGUUAUUAUUUUUCCUGAUUUGUGGAAACUGUAGCCUGUUUAAUGUUCGAGUGAUUUGUUUUUUUAUCCUAUCGAGCUCUUGUUAACCGGCCAAAUGGUUGACAAAUUAUUUUUAAGUGCUGUGUGUCUUGCAAUUUCUGCAACGUUUAUCUGUGUGUCUACAGCGAUCACUGAUGAAACUGAUGGAGAGCCACGAUUGGAUAUAGCAGAGCCCGAGAAAGGUUACCAUGGGCUGGUCAAAGAGAAUGAGACGCUAGUUGAGGUUACCCCGAUUAUUCGGGGUAUUGGUGCUGAUAUUUGUAGCUUCCGCAUACAUAAGCAUCAUGGAGAGGCUCCGUUUGAGAUAAUUUUGAAAAAAGACGGAGAAGCGGAAUUGAGAGCGCGGAAGGCUCUUAAUUGCGAAAAGCGGAAAAGCUACAAAUUUGAUAUCGCAGCUGUUUCUUGCUCUGGCCGGCAGUCUAAAAAUGCGACGGUUCACAUCAACGUGGAGGACAUCAACGAGUACGCGCCGGCGUUCCUGGAGCCGGCCUACGUGCGGCAGGUGGACGAGGGCCGUCUCUACGAGGAGAUCGUCCAAGUCGAGGCCACCGACAGGGACUGCAACCCCAAGUUCGGCGACAUUUGCGAGUACAAAAUCCUCACCCGCGAUCAGCCCUUCUCCAUCGACAGCGAAGGAAUAAUCCGGAAUACUGAUCCGUUAGACUAUGAAAAGAGUCACAAUCACAUCCUCUCAGUUGUGGCAUAUGACUGCGGAAUGAAACAGUCAGCUCCAAUCAUGGUCACCAUUAAAGUCAAUCGGAUUUGUAAAUUGGGAUGGAAAGGCAUUCCUGAAAGGGUCGAUUACGCGCCUGGAUCAGGGAAAGGAGAAUUAUUUCCGGCAGCCCAAUUAAAACUUUGUGAUGUCCCAUGCAAUGUGACCAAUGUCCAGUCAAAGUUAACAUUGUCUACCUCUCACAUUGGCAAAGGUUGUGAUCGUGACACAUAUUCUGUCCAGAAUCAACGUAAAUUAUGUGGUGCCAGCAGUGAAAGUGUGGAGUUGUUAAACAGCGGAGAGUGGACCAAGACUUUAUCUGUGGAUGACGGUCGUGACAGUGAUGAAAUGUACGAAUUUGAUGGUGUAUCAUCUGCAGUGGCCAUUCCUAAUACCGUACUAAAUCAUGGUCUCGCUUCUACUUUCACAAUAUCAACAUGGAUGAAACACAAAUCUCAACCUCACCUGGACAAGCAUGCCAAAGAACACAUUCUUUGCUCCGCAGAUGACCACAAAAUGAACAGACAUCAUUAUGCCUUGUUUGUGCGCAACUGCAGAUUGAUCCUUCUGCUCCGUCGAGACCUAUCUGACGGUGAUCUGAAUAUUUUCCGCCCUGCUGAAUGGAGAUGGAAGUUACCGCAGGUGUGUGAUAAUGAAUGGCAUCACUAUGCGGUCUCCGUCCAAUUUCCUGAAGUCCAACUGUACGUUGAUGGCUCUCUCUUUAAAUCGGAGAAGAAGAAUCCAGAAGUAAUCGAUGACUGGCCUCUACACCCUACCAAAGAUAUCAACACCACAUUGACAGUUGGUGCUUGUUGGCAAGGUUCAGAAAACAAAAUGAAACAUCAUUUACGAGGAUAUUUGGCUGGACUCUCCGUUUUACUUGGCCAAACUGAAAAACCACACGUUCUUGCCUGUUUACACAAAUGUAAAGAAAGCUUGGAAGUACCAGCAAUGGAACUCCUUGAACCUGGAAUGGAACUUUUAACGAACAGUGAUUUAACUGAUUUGUCUGUAGAGGGAAAUAAUCUCACAAAUCUAGAAGUUCUUGUAAAGAAAAUAGGUUAUGCAAAUUCAAGAGAAUUCCCAACACCUGGCAGACGGAACCUGCGUCUUACCACAAGUAUUAUAUGUGAACAUAAUCACCCUUUGAAAAUCCCUCCAGUAGAAAGCUACGUAAUGGUUUUGCAAGCUCAGCAGCCCAGCAUUACAAUUGUAGGUACAACAAGUGUUGCACGUGAAUACCAUGACUUCAGGCAAGGAGUCCGUGUUUUCACCGACUUGCACAUAACUAUGCAACCAACAAUCAGUAGUUGGAAACACAGUGAAUCAAUAGGCGAUAAGAAAUUAGACUCAUGCGUUGUUUCUGUGUACCCAUCACUGAAUCCAGACCAUGAGACCAUGUCCAUACCCGAUAAAGUUCUCACACAACUUGAAAUAUCCGCAAAAAUUAGCAAGGAUGGUGCUACCUUGUCAGGAUCUGAUCUACUUUACAACUAUGAAGAAGCUUUACGGCAAAUUCAGUACACAAAUCAAAAACCGGCCUACUAUUUGAAUAGAGUGUUCAAAUUGGUUUGCUCAGAAAUGAACGGACGAUUCUUAAGCAAUGAAUAUGUUCAAACGUUGACGGUCAUACAUCCCAGAGUUGUAUCGGCAAGCACAGCUCAAGAAAGUGCAACCCCAGAAACGAUUGCUGCUGUUUAUCCAGCACAUGCUCAAAUCGCGGUUCAUCAAGUUGAGUUGACCCCUCACGCCAUAGUUAAUCACUACUUGGAGUCAAUCUCAUCAGAUCACUCGGCCAGUCCAGCUUUUGUUGGAGGAUCUCAUGUUGUCACUGUCAUGUUGGUUGUCUGUGUUGGAUUUUUACUACUAUUAAUGGUAGUUGGAGCACUCAGAAUUCACUCAGCUCAUCAUCGAGCCACUCAAGAAGAAAUCGCAGAUGCUGAGAUGGCUUGGGAUGACUCAGCUCUCACAAUAACUGUUAAUCCGAUGGAGCAAAUCAAUGGGAGUGGUGGAAAACUCUCAGGUGUGAGCAGUUUAGACAAAAGUCUUGGACAUGAAGACGAUGACGGAGACGAAGAUGAUGACAACUCAUCAGACGACAACUCGAGUUAUCACGAUGAAGAUGGAGACUCAUCAGAAGAGGAAGACGCCCAUGCAAGCAGCUGCAAAGUCAAAGACUUAGAGUGGGAUAACUCAACGCUGGCCAUUUAAAGCGGUCAGUUGCCAACUGGCUUUUCUCUCCUGUGAGUGUUUCCUUAGGUGUAAUAGUAUACCAUUACUUUCAUGUCUUAUUCUUGCUAGCUCUGCAAUGACGAUUUCUUCUCAAUGAACCUCAAUGGACUUGUUACAUUGUCUGCCGACAGACCUCGGAGAGACAAGCAUGCGGUUUCUGUUUUUGCCAUUUUCUACUGUUUUUCGUUUUUAACGAAUUUCUCGUUUUUAGAACAAUCCCUUUAUCAAUUUAUUUCUUUUUAGAUUGUUUGUUUGUAAAUUCUUUUCUUGCAAUCUCUGCGACGAAUGUUUCAAAAAGUCCAUCGAGGUCCAAUUUGUUUGAAAUAGUUGAUAUGCAGUAAAGCCCUGUCGGAAGUUAUACAUUAUUUUUCUAAGACUGAUUUUAAAUGAACAUCCGCAGGUUAAGAAUUUCUCCUCACUGGCUUUGAAGGACAGAGAUGAAGUUUUUAGUAUCAAAGUGGCUUUUCGUCGAGAUUUUCUUGAAAUCAAUCAAGAGUUAAAUUGAAUAUAAUCUUGAUUUUUCAUCGGAUGACAAACUUCUUGACGCGUUUUACUGUAUAUAUUAGUGCAAGAAUGCAAAAUUUGCGUCUCUUUGUUUUAAUUUAUUUUUUUAUUUACCUCUUUGUUUUCAAUUUUUAUGGGCGUAUUUUUACAUUGGUACUCUUAAUGCAUUUCACAAAAUGCCUACCUAAUAAAUUUUUGAUCGUACACCGAUGGUUCAAAUCUUAACAUUUGAAUUUUAUAUUUUGUCAUUAUUGAAACGAAAAUCUGUUUUUCCCAGCAAGUCCGUGCAGCCUUUCUUUUCAGAUGUGUCCUCCACCCUGGUCUGCAGUAUUGUGUCCUUUUUUUCUUCCUUACUCUUAUCCUAUUUUGCCUCUGCAAUAAUUUUAAGUAGCCAAGUCAUGAUUAUUUGAAAAUCGGAUGCAUUCAACAAUUUUUUGUUUAAGUUUUACUGCACUUUAUCUUUCAUUAAAUGUAUAUUUUAAGGAUUUUUUAGUUUAUGCAAAAUAAUGGAUUAAAAGAGUAUCCAUGUGUCACAACUCAUUAAAUCACUUUCAAUGCAGAAGCUACAAGCUGGAACCGGCACUUAUCAUCUCCAAUAUUAGUUCUCUAUUCAUUAGGAAAACGUUGAUUUUCCUAAAAAGAUUGACUCAAAUCAGUUGAUGUUAUUACAUGAUAGCCUAUAUUUUUUGAUUCACCUCUAUUUCUUGCAGGUUUUAAUUAUUGUAAACCCUUUGAAUGAGAAUCCAUAAACCGAAAGAGAGAACGAAACUUUAGUUCACAUAGUUACUGAAGGUUAUAAAUUUGGUUUUUUCCCAAUUUUACAAGCCGAGAGGUAAAUGUGUUAUUAAUCUGUCAUUAUAAUUUGAAAAAUUAUAUCCUUUCAUGUACAUCAGAGAAUCGUGUGAUUUUUAGCCCAGGCUUACAUAUCUUACCUGAGAUGUCCUCCUACAAAAGGGGAGAAGUUCAUCGCUAUGCUUUAAAAUUGCUUUCAAUCACAGAUAUCUUUUCUUGCUUUGUCAUGAAUUCGAAAAAUUCUAUUACAAAAAUUUGACAACAAUUAGGCGUUUCAAAAUUUCAUAGAAGUUUUCAGUUGGAAUUUGGACUUAAUUGUCUAUAGAUACCUUUUUUAAUCAAAACGUUAGUGGUAAUUUUGAAACAUAGCAACAGAAUUUUCCCAUAUUGAAAAAAGUGACUUGGUUAUGAUGGCAUAAGAAAAUGAAUCGUUUGACAACGUUGUUUGUUAGAUAAAAGAGAGGAGAGAAAAUUUACAAGUGAACAACUAACCUUUACAGAAAUUAUUCAUGUUGAUCGGUGAAAAUUGAAUCCUCAUAGUUAUGCUAUCAGCAAAAGGUCUCUUCAGCGAUCAAGCUCAAGGAAGCAUCUAAAUCUCAUAACUUGGUUUGCUUUUUUCUUCUCUCUGUUCAUCCUCUUUGUAUGAAUUGUAAAUUUAAGCACUGCACCUUGUAACAUAAAUAUUCUAUAGUGUAGCUCUUUGUUGUUAUAUGGAAGGCAGAUUGUAGGUAACAAACUCGCAAGUGAGAAAUAAACAAAUCUUUUAAAAGUCUGAGUCUUUUACUAUUAAUUAUCAACCAAAA
This is a messenger RNA of Bemisia tabaci, 5156 nucleotides long. RefSeq names its product calsyntenin 1 (gene Cals). Gene Ontology annotation, cellular component: cell surface; postsynaptic membrane. The record is from RefSeq and is a predicted model, not a curated record. NCBI's taxonomy places the organism in Eukaryota, Metazoa, Arthropoda, Insecta, Hemiptera, Aleyrodidae. Gene Ontology annotation, biological process: homophilic cell-cell adhesion; positive regulation of synaptic transmission; positive regulation of synapse assembly. Gene Ontology annotation, molecular function: calcium ion binding.